Molecule: messenger RNA, 1259 nt
Organism: Colossoma macropomum (tambaqui)
Lineage: Eukaryota; Metazoa; Chordata; Actinopteri; Characiformes; Serrasalmidae
Product: epidermal differentiation-specific protein-like
Exons: 2
Coding region: 33-1037 (334 amino acids)
Biological process (GO): visual perception; lens development in camera-type eye
Molecular function (GO): structural constituent of eye lens
Source: RefSeq, a predicted model, not a curated record
UCUCCAUCUGCGCUGACUUCAGAGGCGACACCAUGAGCAAGAUUAUUGUUUACGAGCAUGCCAACUUUGAGGGCAUGAGCAGAGAGUUCACCUCUUCUGUUUCUGAUUUAGUAAAUGAGAACCUUAAUGACUGCAUCUCCUCUCUGAAGGUGAUCGGGGAUCCAUGGGUGGCGUACUCAGACAGCAAUUUCAGCGGGUCUCAGUUUGUCUAUGAGGAGGGCGAUUAUGCCACCGUGGAGUGCAAUGACGGCUUUUCUUCACUAGAGGUGGUGACGGAGGACCUGAUGAACCCUCAGAUCACACUUUAUGAAGAUGAUAACUACAGAGGAAGGUCCAUCGUUCUCACCACUGAGACCAACCUGGCGUUUGGCUCUUUCCACGACAUGGCAUCUUCUCACAAGGUGCAGAGAGGAGCGUGGGUCCUUUAUGAAGACAGUGACAGAGGUGGAGCUCAGAUGGUGGCCAGGGCUUCUCGUGAUGUUCCUGUAUAUGACUGGUUCAAUGACAAAGUGUCUCAUGUGCGCCCUCUGAAGCCUGGCAGAUCCAUCAUAAAAUCAGAGGUCCUCUGGGACAAGAAAGAAGAACGUGUCAAAUCAGUUAUGAUCGACUCCAUAUGCGGUCUGAACUAUGGAGAACACGAGCAAAGCUUCUCCACUGAGCUGUACAGAGAGUACACAGGCUCCAUCACUGACACCUUCAGCUUUAGCAGUUCUACACAGAUCACCUGGGGAACAUCCUUUAGUGUAGAUGUAGGAUUCAUAAAGGCACAGCAGAAUUUCUCCUUCAGUAAUACCCUCAAUGUGCAGAGAGGCAGCAGCAACACCAGAACCGAGAGGAAGAGUAUCCGAAUCUCCCUGCCCACCAAAAUAGCUCCCCACACCAAGCUCACUGUGAAUGUGUUGAGGAAAGAAGUGGAUGUAAAGGUUCCGGUCAAGCUGACCAUCAGGACAGGUUCUCACCUCAGCGUGGAGUUUGGAGAGUACAGGUGCGAAUCUGGCCACUCCAUCACCGCCGAGUACAAGGAGGAAAAAAUCUAGUACACAGUGAAAUAUUAUUGGUGCUGGACCCUUUACACUGUCGCAGUGGAUCUCAAGAGUAUCAAGACAUCCAGCUGAGGACCAGUGUGGUUCCCCAUCUCUUCUCAAAGUAUCCUCCAGACUUUAAUGUCCCUAAAUGGUCUCAGCAGAGCAAUCAUAUUUCUCAUGUGAAUUGUGUUUUACAGCAAAAAUCAAAUUAAAUAAAAAAUGAAAUAUUAGUUU